This is a messenger RNA of Cadophora gregata, 678 nucleotides long. RefSeq lists its product as uncharacterized. The coding region runs from base 1 to 678 and encodes 225 amino acids. The record is from RefSeq and is a predicted model, not a curated record. Lineage: Eukaryota; Fungi; Ascomycota; Leotiomycetes; Helotiales; Ploettnerulaceae. The transcript has a single exon.
AUGGCGAUCGACAACAACGACCAAGCUCUUAUCCAGUCGAAUAAUGAAGGAAUAUCUUUCAUUUUUCAAACUUUACGAGUACUACUAGGCCUCCAAUGGAAGCAGUCCAUUUGCGUGUUCACAAUAUUUGUCAUCUGCAUCACCAUCCUAGUUCAGGUGAUACUAAGGCUGAACGAGAGGAUACAACAGCUGGAAUCAGAGGUUCAAGAAACUCUACGGACACGGAAAGACGUUGACAUGCAAAUCGAAGCACUGAGGGAGGAGAUUGAAAUUAGUAGGGAAGUGGACAGAGAGGAGAAGCUCUGCCUGGUCGAGACUGCCAAGCAAAUUAUGAAGCAGCGCAACGUGAGUGUGAGAGGACACGACGAGCUUGACGAUGUUGAUACCGGAUCUUUUGAGCGAGGGAGUACUAUCGAAAGCGAUAGUAUAGACUGGGCCAACGAGGACCAGAACGAUGGAAUCGGACGAGAUUCAGACGAUGGCGCCUCAUGUCCGUGGUGUUCGCAUGCACAUGUGUUAAAAUUGGGCGAUUGUGCUGGAGACGAUAACUGUGAUGGAUCAGUCCAUAUACCGUAUUGUCCGAGCUGUUUUGAUGACGAGUCGGUUUUACAUGAUCCAGCACACAAUACGAUCUGUUCAGAUGGAGAAUCCAGUGUUAUUGACGAAACGGCGAGCUGA